This is a messenger RNA of Hyalella azteca, 3220 nucleotides long. RefSeq lists its product as uncharacterized. Bases 1 to 1014 code for a protein of 337 amino acids. Lineage: Eukaryota; Metazoa; Arthropoda; Malacostraca; Amphipoda; Hyalellidae. The record is from RefSeq and is a predicted model, not a curated record. The transcript has 6 exons.
AUGAUGCUCGUGCCGGCUUCCAGUGCCGCGCGGGGGAUGGUCUCCCCGUGGACAUCCCUCAUGUGGUUCUUUGGGCCUCCGGUCUGGAGAUGGCACGUGAGGCGGCGACUUAAGGUAGUUGUGGUCAAACCAAGCCGUACUAAGAAACAAAUUGAACUCGAACUGUUGUGUGAUUCAUUGCUGAAACUAAAGAACGACCGCAAAAUAAACGUCAACCCAAACUUGAAAGAUCAAUUACGAGCUGAAGCCACCAAACAGCGAGGCUCAUCGACCUCGAAAACGUCGGAAAAGAAGAAAGCUUCACGAUCGAAGAAAGUGAAUGCCCACAUAGGAGGCGCGGUGAGUGCUGUGGGAGAAGAAACUCUGGUAACGCUGCUGGAGGCGCUGCGGGUGAACAUGAGGACACCUCCCGUAGGGUGUGUCACUCUCGACCCACUUGUGCUGGAAGACCAGGUCAUCCAGCACAGCCAUUCAGCGCUAACUACCACCAUCAACCUGGAUACAAUGACCAUAACUGGACUUUCUGAGUACACGAUUGAUGAAGUAAAGAUGAACGUAGGGGAGUUGACAGCAUUUUUGCAGCUGAGCUACAAGGAGCUGAAGCUUGGCGGGCAACAUGCGCUCAAAGCCAGGAUUGCGCGAGUUAUCCCCAUCACGAGAAGAGGCGGCUUCACGGUCACCACGGAGCAUCCUCAGGUGCGGAUCAAAGUUCGGCUGCGAGUUGUGAAAGGACGGCUGGAGGUGCGUAAUGUGUCGACGAGUUUGGAAAUUUCUGGCCUCAAGACCAAGCUGACAAACUUGCCAGCAAGCGGCAUUCUGGCCCGGAUCCUUAACGAAGUUUUGGGUGAUCUCCUGAGAGAAGAGCUGCCUAGACUCGAGGUCGAGAUAGAUGGCGCUCUAAGAUCUCUCUUGAAUACAGAGUUCAGCAACUACAACGUUGGCAUGUCGUUGCAAAUACUAAGAACGAGCGAUAAACUGAUGAGACGAGGAUCAAUAGCGAAGUUUGUAAAUUAAUAACAAGAAAGUUUGAUUGCAUAGGCAUGAAAAGAGGUGGAUAAUGAACAAAAACUGCCUGAACACGCCCAUCAAUAAAUUGUUGCUUCAGGCACAGAUCAGGAAGAACAUCAGUUAAGCUUGAGCAACAAUUUUACACCGACAAAGUUUUAACUUGUAUGCCAGAUAAUCAAUAGCAUUGUUAGAUAAAAUGCACCGAACGGUUUUAGCAGAUGAAUGAGCAAGAGACCAAGUUUGUUGGAAGUAAAGCAUUGUAUGAUGAGUGAGCAGUAUUAGCUUCAAAUAGGAGAUAUUUUUUUAAAUGUAGUUUUCCUUACUUAGAGUUUCCCCUGCCUUCAUAUGAAAAUAGGAAGUUUCAUACUCAGGUGUGAUUAGUAAUUAUGCCAAAUAUCAGUUUGUUGACGUCGGAAAACUGUACAAAGGCAAGUGAGAGAAAACUAACUAAAGCUCUCAAACGUGUGAUGUAAAGAAAGCUGACCCCGAAGUGACAAUGAGUUCACUUGAUGAGUUGAUGUCUAUAAUCAAACACGGAGUCAUAGCCUAAUUGGUGUCCCAUGCAUAACAAUAGAUGUACGUGAAUAUCUGUUUAUUAGGAUGUUAUCAAUUGUUUGUUAUAACUAACUGAAUGUCUUCGCAGUUCUCUUGAUAUAUCUGUGUUACUAGAAAGCUUAUUAGAUGUCCAAUUGGCAAAAUCAUGACUGAAUUUAAACUGAUAAAUACAGCUAUUACGUAGCAUCACUCAUGAUCUGUGGGGUGUCGCUCAUUUUACCACUUUAAAUUAAACAUCAUAAAUUAAGUUAGAAAAAAUUCGGUAGAGAUGUGCGCCGAAUCAUUUCGAAUGUUACACCUCGUCGAAGGCUCAACUGCGACAUUCGUGAGCAGCUCUAGAAGCUGGGAAUUUCUCACAAAGCCAAGUCCGUUCCAUCAAGUUAAAACGUUUUCAUCAGCUCCAUACAGCUUUGGUGUCUACGUUAGCAUUCAAUAAAAUUAGGAGAAUUUAUUCUUAAAUUUACUAGAUCAAAAUUGGGCUUGUACUUUUCGAGGCUCUUAGCAUGAUUUUGGAAAUGAAAAAAAAAUUAGACUAAUUUGCAUGACUUCAAGUUGCGGUUGAUCAGAAUGGAACAGGGAACUGGCUUUAGUGCCACUUGAAUGUUUGUUGUCCGUAGUCAUCAAUAUUACUCAUAUCUUGACAAUGAAUAUCAGUAUCGUAAUACUCUUACCGUAAUUGUGUGAUAGAGAAAGCAUUAGGUCAUUUUUACUUUUUACUAACAACAAUAUUGCUCUGUAAGACUGUAACUCAUUUUCAAAAAGGUCUAAUGUAUAUUUUAUACACAUGUAGUUGACGACUGUAAGACAUCAAUUUGCUGAUGGACUGCAACGUCCAUUAACUCUUCCGUUGAUAUCAAGGGACAAUCAUUGUAGUGAGUUAGUCAGAAAAUUCAUACAAGUUGUUUUUAUGUAAAACAUGGGAUUUCUGAUCAUCCUAUAGCACUUGUGUAGUUAUCUCAGUAAGUUUAGAUAACAAGAUAGCAAUGAAAUGUUGGCUCUAACCAAAAUGGGAUUAGAUUUCGUUAUGCAGGCACUGCAGUACGGUUUUCAACCGUAACCCACCUUCGAUAUGCUUAUGUCGUUUGAAUUAAUACGGUCACUCCCAUUAAUGAGCGCUGAACCAGUAUAAAUAUUUUUGUGUUAUGAUGUCAUUGAAGAUUAUGGUGCUAUCAUCAGUUAUUGAUUAAAUUUUAAUAAAUUAAUAAUUUAAAUGCGAAGGUAUCACUAAAAAUUUCACAGAAGUAUAGAAACGAAUAACCCAAAUUGGCUUAAGUUAUACAAUGGAAACUCAAUAGUUUUCUCGAUUACCUUUGACAGGAUCACAAUUCUCGUGUUUUUAACGACAAAGUUGCUGGAAACCUGUUAGUUGGAAAACAGCUAGAGAAAAAUGAUCGCUAUUACGAAAAAUUUAACCAUUGAUUGGUGCUCUUAGUUUGUAAUGUCGCUGUUUCAAACAUCUGUCUGGUGACCUGGAAAAAUUGAAGCUGAAGAAUAAACUUAAAAAUUUCCCGUUAUUCUUGAGGUCUUCCUUCAAAAGAACAUCUCGAAUAAUAUUUCAUUUUAUAUACUUCACAAUUAAAUGUCCUUCGACUGUAAUUUUCUGUGUCUCAAUAUUAAACAUGUAAGCAAACUAUUGAAUAAAUUUUAUCUUCAAUAA